Messenger RNA from Cyprinus carpio (common carp), 1408 nucleotides. Its product is annotated as heat shock protein beta-11. The record is from RefSeq and is a predicted model, not a curated record. NCBI's taxonomy places the organism in Eukaryota, Metazoa, Chordata, Actinopteri, Cypriniformes, Cyprinidae. Gene Ontology annotation, molecular function: protein folding chaperone. Gene Ontology annotation, biological process: protein refolding; response to heat.
GGCUGACCAUCUUGCAGUCUGAAAUCAGAGAACGAAAACUGCUGGUUUGUUUACUGGAGGUGACCUCACCAGAGGCACUGCCGACACAGGUGUCAGGUUCAGAAACCUGCAGGAUUAGAAAGCAUGUUGGAACGCUUGUAAGAUAAAUUUAAACACAACUGAGAGAAUAUGAAAUGGAUCACAAAAAUACAGCCGACUUGUUUUGGAACAUGACAGCAAGUGCUCAGUCAUAGCAGCUCUUCGACAGGCUGACACACACCAUAGCACUAAUAGAGGAGUGUUACUGGAAUGUUCCAAGACAGUAUAUAAAAGCCUCAGCUCUUGUUCAUUGGGACAGAAGCACAGAAGAACUCAACCAGCUCAAAACAGCACCGAAAAUCCACCAAAAAUGCUUUGCCCAAGCACAUUUCAGCCUCACCUCAGCCCAUUCAUGGACUUCCACUGGCCAGUGCGCAGUCUGUGGCCGGAGACCAGACCUCUGUUCUUUCAGAUGGAGAAAGAAAUGAUGAGACACAUGCAGGAGAUGAGACACAACCUGGAGUUCAUGGAACGCUUGCACCAAAGGAUUUUCGACGAGAUUGACCAUGUUUCACCCAUGACGACUUUCAAACCCAUCUCAUUCCAGCUCGGAAAGGAAGGAAGCCUCUAUGCACUGACGCUAGAUACAAAGGAUUUCAGCCCAGAGGAGCUGUCCGUUAAACAAGUGGGCAGGAAGUUGCGGGUGAGCGGCAAGACAGAGAAGAAGCAAGACGAUGGGAAAGGAUCAUUCUCGUACAGAUGCCAAGAAUUCAGGCAGGAGUUUGACCUUCCUGAAGGUGUGAAUCCUGAGAUGGUGACCUGCUCUAUAAAUGAUGGUCAGCUACAGAUACAAGCACCCAAAGAAGCCAAUGCUGUGAGCAACGAGAGAGUGAUUCCCAUUACAUACACUCCUGCUGUGAAAAGUCCUGUUCCUCAGAGCCCUCAACCUCAACCUGAGAGCCAAGGAGCUGAGGCAGAGGCUACGGAUAAUUGAGUUUCGCCUCUACUAUAUAUCCCACAACUGAACAAAUGACUCUGUGACAUUCAUUUACAGCUUGAACUUACAAAAUUGUAAAAGAAUCAAAUUUGUGAAAGAUCAUUAUUGGUCCUACCUUGUGGAAUUGUAUUAACAUUUUGUUUAUUGAAUUACGAUUCAGAAGAGAAGUCAGAUACUUCAAUUCAAUUUGUUUUGUUAAAUUGUUACAUUUUUGGUACAUUUCAAAAAGAUGUAAAAACAGAGAGAAAAAAUUAAUUUGUAUUCUAAUAAACUAAAAAAAAUGUGGGUUGGGGUUUGGAAUGGCUACCAUGUUUAUUUGCAAGAUUUACACAAAAUAUUAUUCAAUUGGUAAAUAUAUUAAUUUGUAUUUAUUUAAUAAAUGCGUCUUCCAUU